Messenger RNA from Apis florea (little honeybee), 4732 nucleotides. RefSeq names its product BBSome complex member BBS2. Gene Ontology annotation, cellular component: motile cilium; ciliary basal body; BBSome. The record is from RefSeq and is a predicted model, not a curated record. Lineage: Eukaryota; Metazoa; Arthropoda; Insecta; Hymenoptera; Apidae. Gene Ontology annotation, biological process: non-motile cilium assembly.
AGGCAACUAUUAUAAUUGUAUAUCACUAUUAUAUAUAGUUUAGUCUUCUAGGUAAAGUUCACAGGUAAGGCAAGAAAAGAUCAAUAAUCUACCAUCCAAUGAACAAAGCCACAAACUGUUACCAUUAUGUAUUAGAAUAUUUGUAAUUUAUCAGGCUGAAAAAUGGCAGCUUUUUCUCUGAAUAUUCAGAAACAUGUAGAACCAGGUCUUGUAACUUCAGGUAAAUUUGAUGGUUCUCAUGCUUGUCUAGCGGCUGCAACAUAUGGUGGAAAUAUUUUGGUGCACAGUCCUCAUAGACAACCACAAAUAACCGAUCAUGACCACGAACAGUCCGAUAGAAAAUUAUUUUGGAGCGGAGAGCUCGCUGAACUUAAAAUAGGAAGUGAGAUUAUUGCAUUAUGCACUGGUCGACUUAACGAAGAUGAGAGAGAUAUCCUUCUAAUUGGAACUGCAUCUCAUGUUCUGGCUUAUCAUAUAGAAGACAACUCUGAUAUUUUUUAUAAAGAGAUGUCUGAUGGUGCAAGAUGCAUACUUAUUGGCAAAUUGAGUUGGCUUCCAAAUCAAGUUGCAAUCGUCGGCGGUAAUUGUUCUGUAACAAUUUUAGAUUCGCAAGGCGUAGAAAUAUUUUGGACAGUAGUAGGAGGAAUUGUUAGUUCAUUAGCCGUUUUUGAUUUCGAUGGAGAUGAAGAAAAUGAGUUGAUCGUUGGAACGAAAGAUUUUGAAAUAAAAGUAUACAAGAAAGAUAAUCUGCUCUGGGAUGCUAAAGAAACAGCUUCCAUUACCACUUUAAUUGGUCUACCUCAUAGAAGAUUUGUUUAUUCAGUAGGAAAUGGAACCCUUGGUGUCUAUGAAAUGGCUCAAAGAUUAUGGCGUGUCAAGUCAAAGCACAGAGUAGUAAUUACAAGAAGCUUUGAUUUGAACGGAGACGGUUUACUAGAAGUCAUAACUGGUUGGAAUAAUGGAAAAGUAGACGCGAGAUUAUCCAAUAAUGGAGAAGUAAUUUUUAAAAUUCAAUUAUCCGCUGGAAUAGCUGGAAUUGUUGAAGCUGAUUACAGAAGAAUUGGCAAAUCCGAUUUAGUCAUAGUAUCUUCUACUGGAGAAGUGCGUGGUUAUAGUUCUGGCUCCACAAUGGAUACACCAGAACCAGGUGAAGCUAUGCGUGAUUUGUUGGCCAAGAAACAAAUACUUCAAAUGGAAAUUAGGCAGAGAACUGCAUCAGUUCCGAAUAUGUAUCAUGGAACAAAAUUAGCUGUUAGCUUGAUGAGUGCUGAAGGUGCGGCUCGUGUUGCCCUUGCUUCAGGACCUGGACUUUUUAUACAUUGUGCAAUAGUUUUCACUGAAGGAGUGUUCGAAGGCGAAACUUUGGUGGUCCAUCCCAGUAGACCUAAAGGAGAACUUGAAAUAGAGCUUCGUCCUCCUAAGAAUAAUCCUGUGGAUCUCCAUGUGAAAGUAUGCGUUGGUCCAGCUGGUGCAGAUCUACUACAGGUAUUCGAAAUGACACGUCAAUUGCCUAGAUUUUGCAUGUACCAGAUCAUUGAGAAACCUCAACAAAUUCCAGAGGAUUUUACGAAAAAUAGUGUUACAGCUGAGCUCGCAGAAAGACCUCAAAGAAUCGCCCUCUGGUUGAACCAAAGUCUCAUCCUCCCUGAAGAAUUCGAAAUUAAAGAGGAUAAGCCAAACAAUGGAAACAUGGAGAUAUGGCUUCGAGGAAUGAGAGAUAACAAAAUUCAUUGUUUCAUGGUAGACGCAACUGGGAAAUUAACUAUCCAAACGGAGGAUUCUACAUUUGCUGGCGACAUUAUUCAAUCUUUAGCUCUAUACUUGGGUCUCAGAGAACUUUCUUCCGAGGUCUCAUUUCCGGUUGAAGAGAAAAAAUUAUUGGACGCUCUGGAACGUGUCAAAGAACUAAAGGAAAUUGAUGCUAAACUGCAAGCAGAGACUGCCAAUGAGACUACUUUAUUGAAGAAUAUUAUAAUUCGUCUGGAGGAUGCGAGAAUUCUCGAGAAUAUCGAUGAAAUGAGAAAGAGACUUGUACAAUUGAAAAAUGUUAACGCUGAUCUAAUCAGGGAAUAUGAAAUCAGGAUGAAGAGCUAUCGCGAAUUUACAGCGAAUUUAAAGGAGCUUAAUCUUGGAGUUCAACGUGCAGCUAGAUUAAGAGUCGGAAAAAGUGCCUCGAAUACCGUAGCCAAUUGCAGAGCUGCGAUCCAGGAUGAAAAUUCGAAAGCUCUUGUGAUUGCAAUAAGACAUGGAUGAAUUUUAACAUUGUACCUUAUAAUAUUCACAUCAAUGAACAUUAUUUUAUACAAAUUUUAUUUUUUUUCAUGUUUAUUAUACACAUUCAAGAAAUAACAAUAAUAAGAUCAUUCAUAAGAGAAAGUAUUGUAGAAGAUAUUGUAAAUUUUAUUAACUAUUUACAUUUAGAUCAAAAUUUAAAAAAGAUUGUUCAUUCAAAGACCUAUAUUUUUAAAAGGAGAUGCAAAUUGACGAAUCUUAUUGACUUACAAUCAAAUUUAAACAAUUUCAAAAAAUAUAUCUCAAGGUAUAAUACAAGGGAAAUUGACAAUCAACAAUCAACAAUUUCUAAAACACGAAGAAUUAGAACACAAACUUCCCAUCGAGGUACAUAAAUUGAGCUCUGAGGUCUCUUUUAGUCAAUGAAGCGUUCCUCGAACUGAUAUACUGAAUCUUCUUUUGAGAGGUAUAGGCGAUGGACGUCGAAGAGCGUCCAAUGUUCCAUCGGUGGAAGCUCUUACCCUGAAGGAAUUCGUUUGUUGGCCAGAAUUACCGGGCAAUUCCGUCAACAGUUUAAAGAUGUCUGUGAAGACGGCCAUGACCUGUCGAAUAAAAAUAAUCGGGCCAGUCUGUUGCUAUCGUUACAUAACCCCGUCGAGAUUAUCUUAUUAAGCAGCUAUCACAAUUAUACUUUACAUAUUUUUCUCUCAUAAUCUACUUUAAAAACCGUUCGCAUUAUCACUCGCCAUUUUUUCAUUCGUACCCCGUGCCGUGGUUCGUGACACGUGUAGGAUCAUCGAUCUCGUUUUCUCGUUUUUCCUUUCUGUACUAGAUUUCUUCUUAGCAAUAUAACAAACUACAGUGUAUAACGAUUUAAAGAAAAUUCAAAUUGAAAGAUACAUAUACAUAGUUACGAUUCUAAAUUAAUCUCCAUAUAAAAAUUUAAUUUUACAUUGAAUUCAUUUUUCGUUUAUUCCUAAAAAUUAUUUCUAUUAAUUUAUUAUCGUUUAUUUAUAAAUUUUAUCUUUUAACAAAUUUUCCAUUUUCUAUGACUUUUAUUACACUUCUCUAAACAAAUCAAUAGAAACAGAUAAAUUUCUAAAAUAUACACAGGAGAGCUUAAUACUUAAUUAAUAAUCUCCAAACUUCAUCUAUAUCUUCUCAAAAUAAGAAAAGAAAAAAAAAGAAGUGCAAAGUGUGAAGAAAUGUGAACAAAUCCUAAUCUCCAGAGGCCGUAAAUAGUUGUGGUCCCACGAUUAAGUCCAAGCUUAGGGGUAAUUAAUUGUGAAACAAAUUUUUAAUUACGGCACAUUUACGAUACCGAUAACACGAUCGAAGAUGCUCCGGCGGUAUCUCUCUUGCGUUCCGUUCGUUCCACGAUACAGAUUUUGUUUACCACUGCUUGAUCACGCGUAAACGCCAUGACCGGUUUCCCAGAGGAGUAAACAAUCGUUUUAGAAAAAUAACGAAGAUUAGGUACGGUCGCGAGACAAAGCUUGAAACGAUCGAUCCGCCAAAACUCUGACCGCUCCUCCUCUUUCAUACGCCAUCCAAAUAGGCGAGCAAUGGCAGAAGAAGAGGGGCAUCUUCAGCCAGCUGAGAGAUUUCCAAUCGGGCGGACUUUUUUUCGCGAUCGAUGACGUAUAUUCGCAUACAUACGUCAACGAUUCUCAAUGUCUCUUCAUAUCGAGACCCCACGAAUAAUUCAGCUCGUUUCGGAGAUAGUGAAAACGUUUGGAUCUGCUUGUCUGCCAGAAGCUUUCGAUGACGUGGUGUUGCGUCUAGUUGUGGUGAAUUUUAAAAAAUGUUACGAGGAUGUGUUUUCGUUCUGCAUUGUCAUCAUUUGGGAUGAUAUUGUAAAAAUAUUUGAAUUUUAAGAGAAUAAUUAAUUUCAAGAGAAUGCAAUUUUGUUUGUCUUGGCAAGUCUUUUGUAUCUGAUUUUGACAAAUUUUAGUACAUAUAGAGGAAAUGCAUAUCGUUGUUAUUGCAAAAGUAUUUAAUUUUGAUAAAAUUUAAAGCUUGCAAUCGUCAGUUUUCGUGAUGAUCGAUGACGUGAUCUGUUUGUCACUGGUAAAUUUUUAGAAAGUCGAGGAAGUGUAUUCAUUAUCAAUUGUUAUCUGAGAGAGAUAGGAUGUUUUAAAUAAAGUAUUCGAUGAUUUUGAGAAUGUUUGAUUUUAAAGGCUUGCAAGAUAGAAGGAAAUGGGUUACGAAAUGGAUUUGGCAAUCGAUCUUUUAUGCAAUAAAUCUGUUGCAAUUGUUACCUUAUGCUAUAGCCGUUAGAUGAUAAUUUACACGUCGGAUAGCCUGUGUCUUAGCCCUUGCCACUUAAGGUUAAAUGUACGAUGUCAGUGUGAGCGUUACGUCAAAAGCUUGUUGUUUUAUCGUGUCAACGACUGUUGAUUUUUCCAAAGUGAACGACCUAAUGCUAUGUCAUCACGAAUAUUAUGACUAUGACUCGAAAAUAGCAUUAUAUCACAUUCUGUUAUUAAAUGUUUUAUCU